GCAUGUACACUAGAAUGCGAAGGAAAGCUGCCUUCUGCCAAAGCCUGGGAGACCUGCAAGGAGCUCCUGCAGCUGGCAAAGCUGGAUCUUGCUGAGGAUGGCAACAUUGCUCCAGGAGACAAGAAAGAGCUGGAUGAAAACCAUUUGCUCGCAAAGAAGUAUGGAGGCUUCAUGAAAAGAUACGGGGGGUUCAUGAAGAAAAUGGAUGAGCUCUAUCGGGUAGAACCAGAGGACGAAGCAAACGGAGGAGAAAUCCUGGCUAAGAGGUAUGGAGGGUUUAUGAAGAAAGACUCGGAUGACGAUGCCCUUGCUAAUUCCUCUGAUCUGCUGAAGGAGCUUCUAGGAACAGGGGAUAACCCUGAAGCGGGACAUUACCGAGAGAUAAAUGAAAACGAUGGGGACGUCAGCAAAAGAUAUGGAGGAUUCAUGAGAAGCAUAAAGCGCAGCCCUGAAUUGGAAGAUGAAGCCAAAGAGCUGCAAAAGAGAUACGGUGGUUUCAUGAGAAGAGUGGGCAGGCCAGAAUGGUGGCUGGAUUACCAGAAACGAUACGGUGGGUUUCUUAAGCGCUUCGCCGACUCCAUUCUGCCUUCAGAAGAAGAUGGGGAAGCUUAUUCCAAAGAGGUCCCAGAGAUGGAAAAGAGAUAUGGUGGAUUUAUGAGAUUUUAAUACUUUUCCCUUUAUCCCUUUUGUCCUACAUGAGAAAGACUGCCUUAUUGGUCAUAACUUAUUGUAACGUGUUGCUUGUACUGUACAGUUUUUUUACUGUCCUUGGUUAAUGAUGCAACCUGCGAUUUGUUGUUUCAGGUUCUGUGUUCUCUCCAGUCAAAUAACUGAUUUCUAGUUUAGUCAAGUUUCAGUCUGUAUUGUAGUUUCCAUGCUAGAACUAUUUUGAUUCCUGUAUUCAUUUUCUUUAAAGAGGAAGUACAUCUACAGUAGAGUUCCUUAACUGUAUAUACAAUAAAUUCUUCAUCCUAACUGCAUAAA
Molecule: messenger RNA, 984 nt
Organism: Tauraco erythrolophus (red-crested turaco)
Lineage: Eukaryota; Metazoa; Chordata; Aves; Musophagiformes; Musophagidae
Source: RefSeq, a predicted model, not a curated record